AUGAGUUCUUCAUUUAUUAAAUCAACGUGGCAACAAAGGUACCACGCGUUAUUUGGUCAGUUAUUCUUGUUUAUUUUUAAAUGCUUUCUCAUUCUUUUUGUCAUUUUUUGCAUGAAACAUGAAACAUCUUCAUUAACAGGACAACCCAUCCUGCACAGGAGUCUAGUAUGUAAUGGAGUCGGCAGGGAGGGGAAUAGACAAACAAAUUGUGGUUUUAGUUUUAAUGAGGUUUCAACAUCUUUGACUGACAAAGGAGAGAGGAUUGCAUGUCGUGAUAAUUAUCUCAAGUUGAAAGAAAUUCAGUUGUUUAUUCAGUGGUUGAAAAUGCCAGCUAGUGUAGUCCACACAAUAAAUCGCGUGGAGUUAACUUUGGUAAUUAAAAAGGGGCGGAUAUACAGAAUAAGUGGUCUGAAAAGUAAAUCAGCAAGAUCGGGUUAUUUAACAAAUGAAAGUUGUGGCAACAUGAACGCUGAUGAUUCCUGGGGUUUAGGAAAACACGCAAUUUACCUGGUAAACCACGGAACAGCGACCACAAAAUUAAAUCCUUCAACAACGACAAAGUCAAUUAAAGAGGCGAAAGCACAAAAUUAA
Messenger RNA from Echinococcus granulosus, 591 nucleotides. RefSeq lists its product as hypothetical. The record is from RefSeq and is a predicted model, not a curated record. The coding region runs from base 1 to 591 and encodes 196 amino acids. NCBI's taxonomy places the organism in Eukaryota, Metazoa, Platyhelminthes, Cestoda, Cyclophyllidea, Taeniidae. The transcript is spliced from 4 exons.